CAAAAAAAAAAAAAAAAAAAAGCGCACAAACGACAUCGAAAAUACGGUGUGGUUUUCGAACCUAUCCCCACGAAACCCACCCCUCUAACUCCUCUCUCUCGACUCGAUUUUCAGCGAGGGUUUGAUUGAUGGUCUCUUGCUCUCUCGUCGCUCAGGUCUCUAUUUACAAGACGAUUGCUUAAAAUUCUGUUAGUAAUUGCUUUUUGAAUCAUGGGUGGCGAGGAUACAUAAAAGGGAAAGUCAUAGGUUUAUGAGUGAAUCAUAGUGAUAUAUACUUUUUGCAUCAAAAUGGAGGAUGAGAAUGGGCUUGAGCUUAGCUUGGGUCUAUCUUGGUCCCGAUCAUCUGCUAAAUCUAAGGAUAACAAUGAUAACUCGUCAGAGACUAGGGCAGAUGAAGGCGACAGAAGCAACAAGUUGAUCAAUGAUUUCAAAAACUUUCUUGAAGGUGGCACUCGAAAACAAGAAUCUAGCAUGGGAUCUCAGAGAAGUGAUCCGGUAAAACCUGAUGACAGCUUCUGUAAUAACUUUUCCAACGCUGCUGCAGAUGUUGAUUCUUCUAAGAACUUGAAUGGAAGAGGACUUUGGGUUGCAAAUGAUAGCAGGUGCAGGAGUGCUGAAGUUGAAGAGGAAAAGAGGCCUGAGGCUAGUAACAAACGGAAAAAUUUGCUUGAUGAGAUGAACAAUCAAAAGAAGCGUGAGAGAGAAUCUCAUAAUACUGAUUUACAUGACAAAUCAAGACCGUCACACAUUUCCAUAAAUACAGAUGAUGGCUCAACUGCUGAAAAUGAAGAUGUGGCAGAUUCUGAAGUUGAUGGUUCAACUUCAAGGUUGGUUCCACACCAUGACGAUGGUGCGAAGAAGUACAUCAGGGGUGCUGGACCUUCUGACGUCGCAAAUGAGGGUCACACAGUUACUGAUUCGAGUGUGGUGGAUUUGCAAGGACAAAACAAGUUUACCAUUUCAUCUGAAAGGGAAUUUAAGAUUGGGCACAUGCCCUAUGUUUCGUUCCCGGCUCAAUCAAUAAAUAUCAUGAAUGUGCCUUACUCGCUACCUUUGAAGGAAUCUAACUCUAUUGGGAUGCCCAGCACACCAAGUUACCCACUACCUGGCAUGAUGCAAGUAAUGUCUGCUGCAAAUGGUGAUCGAGGUGGGAUCCAACCUGUGAUGCCUGGAAACUUACCGGUGAUGUUUGGCUAUUCUCCUGUCCACAUUCCAGUGUUGGACAAGGAUAACCCCCAUGGUUCAGCUCAUCCUCAACAGCUCCACCCAUCCUAUGUUGGCAGGGUUCUACCAAACUCAGAUAAACAAAAUGACGGGUUGAAGAUUUCUCAAGCUGGGAUGCCAGUAAUUAUGCACAAGCCAUCUGAAGCUUCACAAUACAAUGGGAUGGCAUUAGAACAGGCCAAAGGUGAUGGAAAACAGCACGUCACCGAUGGAGGGUCCUCUUCUCAGACACAAGAUGGUGCGAAGGGAAGCAACAUGAUGUUUGGGGCACAAGUUGAAUCUGAUAAACCAGGAGUAGAAGGUUCCCCAUCUGAAUUUCCAGCUAUUAGGCCCGGUAUUGCUGCAGACGUAAAAUUUGGUGGAUGCGGCUCAUACCCAAAUCUACCUUGGGUUUCCACAAAGGGUCCAGGUCCAAAUGGUAAAGCGAUUUCUGGCGUCACUUAUAGAUAUAGCCCAAUCCAGAUCAAGAUUGUUUGUGCGUGCCAUGGGUUGCACAUGACAGUCGAAGAGUUUGUUCGGCAUGCUGGUGAUGAGCAAACCAAUCAGGAUUCUGGCUCUGGUUUAGCAGCUCUGCCCAGUAACAACCCUGGUGCCUCAUCGCAAAGCUAAUUCCAUGUAUGAUGACAAGUAGGCUAAUACAUUAUAUGCUUUUGACCAUUUGAUUUUCCAUUUAUUAGUGGGCUUCUUUGCUGCGGAUAAUGUGGCAGUUGUAUGUAAUAAUUUAUGGCAUCAUUAAAGUACCUUUUUUCAGUGAUGAAGCAUCUCCUUUUGAUUGUGUUCAUUCAAGGCAACCCUAUUGUAUUUUAUUUUAUUUUAUUUUUUGUAAA
This is a messenger RNA of Camellia sinensis, 2051 nucleotides long. Its product is annotated as ninja-family protein mc410. Gene Ontology annotation, biological process: negative regulation of DNA-templated transcription; jasmonic acid mediated signaling pathway. Lineage: Eukaryota; Viridiplantae; Streptophyta; Magnoliopsida; Ericales; Theaceae. The record is from RefSeq and is a predicted model, not a curated record. Gene Ontology annotation, cellular component: nucleus.